AUGGAGAUCGUGGUUUCCCACUACGUUAUAGAGUUGGCACAUUUAUUGGACCAGGGGACAACAUGUGUUACGAGAGGUCCAAGGCAGGUUCCUGAUAUGGACCAGGUGCCUAAUGUCCCUUACAGACGUUGUGUUGAGCAGAGACGUUGUGUUGGGACACGUUUGAGUCAACAUGAGUGGAGGUGGCUCGACGAUGCGAUUGGUGUAUUAGAGGGCAAGGGUCGAGGCCAUAGAGGAAGUAGGGGUCCUAGCCGAUGGGGUUGGAGGGGUGGUAGUCGAGGUAGAGCUCCAUGUGGAGGAAGAGACAGAGAUGAUGAUGAUGAUGAUGAGGAUAAUGGUGGAGAUAAUCCUAGAGAUGAUGAUGUUAACGGUGGUCGUGAUGGAGUUGAUAGAGGAGGACACAAUGAUGGAGAUGAUGUUGGAGUUGGUGAUGGUGGUGGAGUAGGUGGCGGAGGAUAUGACGGUGGAGUUGUUGGUGGUAUGAGUAGUGGUGGGUUUAGAGGGGGUGGCAGAGGUGUUGAUGAUAGAUAUGAUGGAGGGAUGGGCAGAUGUUUAGGGGGAGGUGUGGGAGGUUCCGGUGGUGCAGGAGAUGUUGGUAGAGAUUGUUACGGUUUGGGUGCACAGGCUGAUCUGGGGUCUAGUGAUUAUUUUGUCGGGGUUCCUAGCAGCGAUGAGACAGUGUAA
Arachis duranensis is the source of this 684-nucleotide messenger RNA. RefSeq lists its product as uncharacterized. Lineage: Eukaryota; Viridiplantae; Streptophyta; Magnoliopsida; Fabales; Fabaceae. The transcript is spliced from 2 exons. Bases 1 to 684 code for a protein of 227 amino acids. The record is from RefSeq and is a predicted model, not a curated record.